Messenger RNA from Miscanthus lutarioriparius, 3645 nucleotides. The record is from the annotation of a GenBank genome assembly. Lineage: Eukaryota; Viridiplantae; Streptophyta; Magnoliopsida; Poales; Poaceae.
AUGAUGGAACCUCUGAAUAGCUGUUCGCUGGGUGCCAUGGGAUCCCUUCUCAGAAAGCUCGAUGAGCUACUGCGUACUGAAGAGAGGGCAAAGGGACUCAUAGGCGAUCUUCGCAUCAUAAGCACCAAGAUGAAGAAGCUAUCAGAGGUACACAGCCCUCCCCAUACGGUGAAAUACUGGAUGAAUGAUGCGCGUGAAUUGUCCUACGACAUGGAGGUCUGCGUCGACCUGUUCGUCCAUGCCAGCCAGCCAGAAGAUGUGCCAGCUAAGGUAGCGGGGAUUUUGGCCUGGAUUAAAGAGAUCUUGGGAUUUGAGGCUCGCGUGAAGGAGGUUAACGAAAGAUGUGAGAGGUACAAUCUUGUUAACAGAUACGUACUUCUCAGUAAUCCGGCAAAAAUUUUAGUGAGCCGUCAUCUUCGAACUCAGUACGAAGAACCCGAUCCUGUCGGCAUGGAAGAACCAACAAACAAGAUUCUUGAGUGGCUGAUGCCGAAAGGACAUGGUGAAGAAGACCUCAAGCUCAAGGUUGUUUCCGUUCUUGGUGAUGAAGGAGCCGGGAAGAGCACGCUUGUCAAAAGAAUAUGGCGUUUAUCUGAAGGGAAGUUCGACUGCCAGGCUUUCGUGCGGACGGCAAAAAAGCCUGAUACGAGGAUGAUUCUCAGAAGCAUACUCUCACAAGUUCGCCCGAAGCAGCCACUAAAAGUCUGCAAGGUGCCAAAACUCGUUAGCGAUCUAAGGGAACAUCUCCAAGAUAAGAGGUAUUUUAUUGUAAUUGAUGGCUUAUGGGAUGUGUCAGUUUGGCACAUUAUUAAGCGGGCCUUUCCAGCCGGUAACCAAAGAAUAAUAACAACAACAGCAGUUGAGAACGUCGCCCAUGUAUGCUGCAGUUAUGACAGUAAUAGCAUUGUCAAUGUCAAAUGUCUUGGUACCGAUCAAGCCAAAAAUUUAUUCAUUGAUAGAGCUUUUGGGCCUGGAAAAGGAUGUCCACCACAGUUCAAUGAUUUCACAGAUGAGAUCACAAGAAAAUGUGGUGGUUUUCCCUUAGCCAUCAUCUGCACUGCUAGACUUGUGGCAAGCCAACCAGAAACAGAACAGGAGCAGCAAUUGGAUUAUCGAAGAGAUAUUGUUAACUCUUACAGGAAGGGUUUGUUGUGCUACACAGUGCACCCUGUGGUAUUUGAUUUUAUCACAUGCAAAUCCAUGGAAGAUAAUUUCAUCACCAUCAUAGAUUAUUCUCAGUCGACAGUAGUUCUCAGUGAGAAGGUUCGUCGACUGUCACUCCACUUUGGCAGUGCAACAUAUGCUACUACACCUGAAAGUGUGGAAUUAUCACAAGUUCGCUCACUCUCUUUUAUUGGACUCUUGGGUUGCAUGCCUUCGAUUGCAGAGUUUAAGCUUGUUCGAGUCAUGAUGCUCCAUAUCUGUAGUGACGACGUGGACAUGAGGUUUUCACUUUCAGAAAUAUGUAACCUGCUCCAGCUAAGAUAUUUGCAGGUCAGGUGCAACGUCACUGUGGAAUUGCCAAUCAAGAUGCAGUGUCUAAAACACUUGGAAACACUAGAAAUAAAUGCAGGGGUAGAAUAUGUUCCAUUGGAUAUUGUCCAUCUUUCAAGAUUGCUGCACAUCCACCUUGGAAAAAAGUCAAGUCCAAAUCCGGCUUUUUCCUUAGUUGACUGGAACUGGUUACCCUGUUCUUCCAUCUCCCUUCGGAGUUUUGAGUUGCUGCAUCCCAUUUGCAUGUUUUCAAGGCUGCCCCUGUGGUUUCGUCAACUACACAAACUCCGUAGAAUGGAAAUUGUGGUCAGACAAUUGUCGGACGACAUUGAUGUCCUAGCGGAGUUACCGGUUCUCAAACAUCUGUCCUUGUACGUCCGAACACCACCCAAUUUAGAAAUAAUCUUCAGCAGAGGAAUGUUCCCAGCUCUCGAGUAUUUCAAAUUUGCCUGUGGUGUGCUAUCGCUGGGCUUUCAGAAAGGAACACUGCCCAAUCUUCGUUGGCUCAAGCUAGUCUUCAACGCCCACAAAAGGGAGCAGUACGGUAUUCCUGUGGGCAUCAGGCACCUGUUAAGCCUCCAGAAAGUUGUUGCAGGCAUUGGGUUAGCUCCUGGUGCUGGGGAAUCUGACAGGAUAGCUGCAGGGUCUGCGUUCAAGGAUGCAAUUAUACAGCAUCAAUGUCACCGAAGUUUCGAGGUGGUGGUGAAAAGGGUGGAUCAAGUUGACGAGGAAGGAUCCUCAAACGAACGUGGGCAAGUGCCACUGUGGAAGCUGGCGUUCCGGACCCCGCCGCAGCUCCCGGUCUUGAAGGGGAGCAAGAUCGAGGACGAGGCUGGGAACCCGCUGGAGGUGAUCCUCGUGGACGCGGACACCGGCUCGCCGGCCGUGCUCCCUCAGGCGCUGCACGUCGAGCUGGUGCCGGUGUUCGGCGAGUUCCCGCCGGAGGGCCGCGAGGACUGGUCCGCCGACGAGUUCCAUAGGAACGUCGUCAAGGAGCGCCAUGGCAAGCGCCCGCUCCUGACAGGCGACGUCAGCCUCGCCAUGAGGGACGGGCGCGCCACGGUGGGCGAGCUCCAGUUCACGGACAACUCGUCCUGGGUCCGUUGCGGCAAGUUCCGCAUCGGGGCGCGCGUCGUGCCAGCAAGCUACGACGGCGGCAGGAUCGUUGAGGCCAUCACCGAAGCCUUCGUGGUCAGAGACCACCGUGGUGAUCUGUAUCGGAAGCACUACCCUCCCGUCCUCGGUGACUCAGUGUGGAGGCUGGAGAAGAUCGGCAAGGAAGGCGCGUUCCACAUGAAGCUGAGGUGCAACGACAUCGGGACUGUUCAGGAAUUCCUAUGGAUGCUAGCGGUCAAGCCUAACGAGCUGCGAGCGAUUCUGGGCGACGGCAUGACCGACCGUAUGUGGGAGGCGACAACCAGCCACGCAAGGACAUGCGUCCCCGGCGACGAGGUGUACGUGUACACAGCGGGUGGCAGCACCAUCUACGUGAACUCUGUCUUCAACCUCGUUAAGGUCAAGAUCGGCGGCACUGAGUGCACCUUACAGCAGCUGAACAGAGACCAGACGAUGUUGUUGGGGCAGCUAAUUCUGGAGGCGUACGAGCACCGCUACAACCUCAUCGAACUGGGGACGCGCUACCCUCCCUCCCUUGGCGACUCAGCGUGGGUGCUCGAGAAUAUCGCCAAGGAAGGCGCGUUCCACAAUAGGCUGGAGCACAACAACAUCAAGACUGUUCAGGACUUUAUAAGGAUGCUAAUGGUGAAGCCUGACGAACUACGUGCGAUUCUGGGCGACGGCAUGACCGACCGUAUGUGGGUGGAGACCAGCAGGCACGCGAGGACCUGCGUCCCCGGCGACACGGUGUACGUGUACGCAGCGGAUGGCGGCACCAUCUACGUGAACUCCGUCUUCAACCUCGUUAAGGUCGAGAUCGGUGGCAUUGAGUGCCCGUUGCAGCAGCUCAACUGGGACCAGAUGGCGUUGGUGCUGCCGCUAAUUAUGGAAGCGUACGAGCACCGCCACGACCUCGAAGAGACCAGUGCGGUCACAUUCGACGGCGACGCCACCGACAACAUUGCACUGCUCCGCGAACUCAUUUUGAGUACCCCAAGUGGAGGAAUAUCUCAGGCUAACAUACGGCCUUCUUAG